Molecule: messenger RNA, 649 nt
Organism: Gadus morhua (Atlantic cod)
Lineage: Eukaryota; Metazoa; Chordata; Actinopteri; Gadiformes; Gadidae
Product: myosin heavy chain, fast skeletal muscle-like
Exons: 3
Coding region: 125-634 (169 amino acids)
Cellular component (GO): myosin II complex; myosin filament; cytoplasm
Molecular function (GO): actin filament binding; microfilament motor activity
Source: RefSeq, a predicted model, not a curated record
CACAUUUAAAACAUAGUUGUUUUAGUAGGUUUUGGCUGACUGGAAGCAGAAAUAUGAGGAGGGUCAGGCAGAGCUUGAAGGAAGUCUUAAAGAGGCUCGUUCUCUCAGCACUGAGCUUUUCAAGAUGAAGAACUCCUAUGAAGAAACUCUAGAUCAUCUGGAGACCAUGAAGCGUGAAAACAAGAACCUCCAACAGGAGAUUUCUGAUCUGACUGAACAAAUUGGUGAGACCGGAAAGAACAUACAUGAGCUGGAGAAAUCCAAGAAGCAGGUGGAGACAGAGAAGACUGAGAUCCAGUCAGCCCUUGAGGAAGCUACGGGAACUCUGGAGCAUGAGGAAUCCAAGAUUCUGCGUGUCCAGCUGGAGCUGAACCAGAUUAAGGGUGAGGUUGACAGGAAGCUGGCUGAGAAGGAUGAGGAGAUGGAGCAGACUAAGAGGAACAGCCUGAGGGUCAUUGACUCCAUGCAGACCACUCUUGAUUCUGACGUCAGGAGCAGGAAUGAGGCUCUGAGAAUUAAGAAGAAGAUGGAAGGAGAUCUGAAUGAGAUGGAGAUCCAGCUGAGUCAUGCCAACCGCCAGGCUACUGAGGACCAGAAGCAGCUGAGAAAUGUUCAGGGACAACUGAAGGGAUGACACCAAGGAUGAACA